This is a messenger RNA of Aspergillus homomorphus CBS 101889, 531 nucleotides long. RefSeq lists its product as uncharacterized. The record is from RefSeq and is a predicted model, not a curated record. Lineage: Eukaryota; Fungi; Ascomycota; Eurotiomycetes; Eurotiales; Aspergillaceae. The transcript is spliced from 3 exons. Bases 1 to 531 code for a protein of 176 amino acids.
AUGAGCACGGGUGUUAUUGGGGCGAUAGCAAACCCCGCAAAUAUCUUGAUCGAUGAAAUUGGGGAUGUCUGGCGGGUAGAUUUUGCUGGCGGCGCCAAUCCGGAAUUUGUCUUUGAGGGCUUGUACGGUACACCCGAAGGGGACUUGGAAGGGCUGGCUAGCAUCACUGCUGGAGUUACCUAUUUAGAGGUGCUGGUGGAAAAUCGCUACGUUUCCCACCCUCUCAUUGUUUCUCACGCUGGGGAUGCCAUGUAUCGAAGCAGGAAUGGGAAGAGGCGCGCUAAAGAGGAGAAGGAGAGCGAAUGCGUCGAUACAAUCUGGGAAUUGAUGGGGCUUAUUGGGGCCCUCAAAUGGGCUCGAUCGAAAGGAGCCGCCGGCCAAGCUGAAAUCGAGUCAAUGGGAAUGCCAUCUUUACUGACUGCAUGGGGCCGAACUGUGGGAAGAUCUGCCAUUGCCGACGACCCGGUGGUCGAGAUUGUGACUACGAGCGCUGCGAGACUGCGGAACCUGGUGAACCUCGUCGAAAGAUGA